Monopterus albus (swamp eel) is the source of this 3491-nucleotide messenger RNA. It is a transcript of the gene ctcf, whose product is annotated as CCCTC-binding factor (zinc finger protein). The transcript is spliced from 15 exons. Gene Ontology annotation, cellular component: nucleus. The coding region runs from base 35 to 2566 and encodes 843 amino acids. Gene Ontology annotation, molecular function: RNA polymerase II transcription regulatory region sequence-specific DNA binding; DNA-binding transcription factor activity, RNA polymerase II-specific. The record is from RefSeq and is a predicted model, not a curated record. Lineage: Eukaryota; Metazoa; Chordata; Actinopteri; Synbranchiformes; Synbranchidae. Gene Ontology annotation, biological process: regulation of transcription by RNA polymerase II.
UUUCCACAAUGCUGUAUUUCAGUUCCUACCCAGCAUGGACGGAGGGCCAGCAGAGGGUGUAGGGGUAGCGGAGGUCCCUGCCAAAGAUUUCCCGUCCAUCCAGUCUGUCCACAGCCAGGAUGCCAUGGUUGCUGACCUUCUUCAGCAAGCUGCAGAGGCUGGGGGUGUGGUAGAGGAUCAGGCUGGAGUUGUCUUGGAACAAGCUCAUGGGGAAGGAAUAGUAGCUGCUGCCCAGGCCCAGCAGCAGCUGAUGGAAGCUGCAGUUGGAGUCGGUGUGGAAAGCGAAGCUGGGGUUGAAAUGAUGGUUAUGGACUCACUGGAUCCCACCCUGUUGCAGAUGAAAACUGAGGUGAUUGAUGCUGCAGUGGCAGGAUCAUCGGCAACAGUUGGUGUUGUUGGAGCAGUAGCUGGUGCUGCUCACCAAGCAACUGUAACAACAGUGGACCAGACUCAAAUCAUCACACUACAGGUGGUAAACAUGGAGGAGCAGGCAGCAUUGGGCCUUGGGGAGCUCCAGCUGGUCCAGGUACCUGUUUCUGCCACCACAGUGGAGGCCCUGCAGCAAGGCACCUUUGUAGACACCACUGCCAUGCCAAAGGACGGAGAUCCAGUCAUCUGCCACACACUGCCACUGCCUGAGGGCUUUCAGGUAGUUAAGGUUGGUGCUAACGGGGAGGUGGAGACAGUGGAGCAGGAAGAUGAGGGAGGAGAAGCCCAACUUGAGGAGGAAGAUGAGGAGGUGGGGAACCAGUUGCUUGAAGAAGGGGAGGAUGAGCCCAUUCAGCCUCCACAUGAGGACCCAAACUGGGCUAAAGACCCAGACUAUCAGCCUCCAUCUGCAACAGUCAAGAAGACCAAAAAGGGUAAAAAGAGUCGUCUUCGUUAUGCUGAAGGAGACAAGGAUAUGGAUGUCAGUGUCUAUGACUUUGAAGAAGAGCAACAAGAGGGCCUUCUGUCCGAGGUCAAUGCAGAGAAAGUGGUGGGCAACAUGAAACCACCCAAACCCACCAAGAUCAAGAAGAAAGGAGUGAAGAAGACAUUCCAAUGUGAGCUGUGUAGCUACACGUGCCCUCGACGCUCCAACCUGGACAGACACAUGAAGAGCCACACUGACGAGAGACCUCACAAAUGUCACCUGUGUGGAAGAGCCUUCAGGACGGUCACCCUGCUAAGAAACCAUCUCAAUACACACACAGGAACCCGUCCACAUAAGUGCACAGACUGUGAUAUGGCUUUUGUGACUAGUGGAGAGCUGGUUCGCCAUCGACGCUAUAAACACACACAUGAGAAACCCUUCAAAUGCUCCAUGUGUGACUAUGCCAGUGUGGAGGUGAGCAAACUAAAGCGCCACAUUCGUUCCCACACGGGAGAGCGUCCAUUCCAGUGCAGUCUUUGCAGUUAUGCCAGCAGAGACACAUACAAGCUGAAGAGACAUAUGAGGACACACUCAGGGGAGAAGCCUUAUGAAUGCUACAUCUGCCAUGCUCGAUUCACCCAGAGUGGAACUAUGAAGAUGCACAUUCUGCAGAAACACACGGAGAAUGUGGCCAAAUUCCACUGUCCACACUGUGACACAGUCAUUGCACGCAAGAGUGAUUUGGGCGUCCAUCUUCGUAAGCAGCACUCAUUCAUUGAGACUGGGAAGAAGUGUCGUUAUUGUGACGCUGUUUUCCACGAGCGCUAUGCUCUGAUCCAGCAUCAAAAGUCCCAUAAGAAUGAGAAGAGGUUCAAAUGCGACAUGUGCGACUACUGCUGCCGCCAGGAGCGCCACAUGGUAAUGCAUCGUCGAACACACACCGGAGAGAAACCAUAUGCCUGCAGCCAGUGUGAGAAGACUUUCAGACAGAAGCAGCUGCUAGACAUGCACUUCAAGCGUUACCACGAUCCCAACUUUGUCCCCACUGCCUUCGUCUGCCCCAAGUGUAGCAAGACCUUCACUCGCAGGAACACCAUGGCUCGGCACGCUGACAACUGCAGUGGUGAGGUGGAGGAUGCUGAAAAUGGAGCUCCAACUCCAAAGAAAGGAAGGCGAGGAAGAAAGAGGAAGAUGAGGAGCAGGAGAGAUGAAGAUGACAGUGAGGAGGAUCAUGCUGAACCAGAUGAGGAGGAGGAUGCUGAGGGAGAGGAAGAAUCAUCAGUAUUACAGGAAGAGGAGGAGCCUGAAAGCAUGGAACUGGACCAGGCCCCUGCUGCCAUCCCUGUACCGGCCCCCGACGAGCCACCAGUUAAGAGGAAACGGGGUCGACCCCCAAAGAACGCCCCCAAGCCUUCAACACCCAGCAGGUCAGCCAGGGUGGCUGCCAAGACGACCAGUUCUGCUGCUGCCAUCAUUCAGGUGGAGGAUGAGAGCACUGGAGCAGUAGAGAACAUCAUUGUGAAAAAGGAGGAAGGUGACACCUCUGCAACAACACCUCUGGAGCAGGGAAUGGCCCUGACCGUAGAGGGGGCGGGGCUAGAUGGGGAAGGGGUGGAGACUGUUGAGCUGGCUGUGAAUGAGGAAACGACGGCCGCAUCUGCCAAUGGAGAUCUGACUCCAGAGAUGAUCCUUAGCAUGAUGGACCGGUGAACACACACAGUCGCACACAUGUAGCCGGACUACAUCGAAAAUUAGAUGACACAUACAUAUUUCCUUGCCAUCAACCCAUGCUCCAUCUGUGUGUGUUUUCAAUCUCAGCCAUUUUCCCUUCAUUGAUGUGACUGCAAGAAAUGUUGACAGAAAAGACGACCAUGCACAAAGGGGAAGCUGCAUGUAAAUAAACAGUAAUAUCACAUCCCUGGAUACUGUUUGUGGGCCUCACACACCUGUGUCAUCUUCUACAUUUUAUACACAUACCCAAGCUAAUGACAGACUGCUCUUUGCCUUUAAAUACUUUCACUUAUGUCAUCUGAAUGAAUCAUUGUUCAUUUUGUUUCUACCCAAAGCCACAUUGUGUGUAAGUCUCAGAUCACGUACUCUGCAUUUUAAUGUUCAGCCAGAAACAAACUCCUGUGUUACUCUGCCACCGGAAGACAUUGGAUAUAAAUGUAGUUUUUCUUAAUGAUUAUGUAGUAUAUGGUACUUUUAGCUUGCCUAUGAUAUACCACUUGUUCUCAGUCAUAUGAGCUCUGUAUUAUUUUGCUCCAAAGAACAGUUUUCCUCCUUGGCCUGUGUAAAUACAUGGUCUCUGUUGUUAUUAGCUGUUUUUUGUACAUUGAGGCUUUUAUAUGAGGAGGUUAACAGAAGGAUUCAUCUUUAUACAUGGCAUCUGUUUGACACCCGCACUGUCAGCACCCAGCCUUGCUCUGAUGGAAAUGUGCCCACAGUUGGUUCAUGUCAAUUAAAUACUUGACAGAGCUGCUAAAUUAGCUUCCCAGAACCAACGUAGUCCGAGUAAAAUUAUGUUUUUUAUUUCUCCUACCUACCACUGAUGUAAGAUAAGUGUCAUUCAGAGUUAAAGUUCUGUAAUGGAAAUUUUAACAUGAGUCUGGAGAAAUAAAGAGUGAACAGCCAA